AUGAAUAUAUUCGCUCGAAUAGACUCUAUUGAAAAAGUAUUGCUGACGGUCGUAUUCAAUGAAUGGAUCCUUACCUCAUAUAAAAACUCUUUUGAAAGUAACAAAGUAUCGCGAAGUGAAGCAAGUCGGGACAAAAGCCGGAUAAUCCCGGACACACAUCCGGGCAGGGAUGUGGAAAUUAUAAUAAUAUGCGUCCUCUCCGGUUUUAGUGAAAGACGUUAUGAUAUUGACCAGUUUGAAGCCACAAAGUACGCCUGGGCUUAG
This is a messenger RNA of Leptosia nina, 264 nucleotides long. Lineage: Eukaryota; Metazoa; Arthropoda; Insecta; Lepidoptera; Pieridae. The record is from the annotation of a GenBank genome assembly.